Camelus dromedarius (Arabian camel) is the source of this 1943-nucleotide messenger RNA. RefSeq names its product trafficking protein particle complex subunit 9-like. The coding region runs from base 1033 to 1425 and encodes 130 amino acids. The record is from RefSeq and is a predicted model, not a curated record. The transcript is spliced from 6 exons. NCBI's taxonomy places the organism in Eukaryota, Metazoa, Chordata, Mammalia, Artiodactyla, Camelidae.
CUCCCCUCCCCUCUCCAGAUCCCUCCCUUCUCUCUACACUUCCUGUCCAUCUGUCUCCCUCCACUUUUCUCCUCCUCCCCUCCUCCUCCCAUCUUCUCCCUCCCUCACUUCCGCAGCUUCUCUCACAGAAACCAGAGGAUCGCUGGCCCUCCUGCGCAUGCGCAGUCAGUGCCAGGUGGACCGCGGUUUGGAAGCUCCAGCUCCGAGCCGGGGAUCUGCCCCAAAGUCUUCUCAGCUAUGUCGACCGGGGCUGCAACAUGAGCAUCCCUGACUACGUGCAGUGCGCUGAGAACGACCAGAUUCUCCCCGUGGUGGUCCAAGCCAUUGGGAUCAUCUCAGAGGAGAAUUUCUUUUGCAUCUAUAAGCGAAUCACCUUGGUGAGCCAGAUCAGCCCCUGUGGCUCCCAUUGGGCACUCUGUAUCCACUACAGGCACCACUAUGCACCCGAGAAUGGGUGGGUAAUCUUCCAGACACACAGCAAGGUAGUGGGCCUUGUCACCAUUGCCGACUGCCUCUCGGCCAAGGCCUUCGAGAAGCUCCACGUGCAGAGGAGCUGUAUGGCACAUCGUUAAUGACUCUCAGCUCUUUGUGCUGCAUGGGUAGGUAGCCGAGCAGAAGCGUACCGACGUGGCCUUCAAUCUACGAGGACUGCAGGCUGGUGGAGAAGAGUAUUGAGGAAUUCACUGUCUGUCUCUUCAUCAUGCUCAAGUCCAAGUGGCUGGAUAGGGCCCCCAACAAGUCUGGGGAUAAGAUCCCCCUCCUCUGCACCUUGUUUGAGAAGGAGGACUUCAUGGGAUUGGACACAGACAGCAGGUGCCCUCACCUCCAGUGACAUCCAUCCAGACACCAGCACUGACACUGGCCGUGCUCAGAAGUGCCUCAGCCCUGAAGACACAACUGACAUAUAGAAGGGGGCCACGCCCUGUUACAGCAGUGUAAGAAUGCCGGUGACUCAGUUAGAAGCAUGCUUCAAAGCUGUCCGUGUCUUUGCCAUCCAGAAGCGGAGCCUGGGAGCUUCCGAAUUUCUCCAGAAUGCGGUUUACAUUCACCUUCGAUAGGGCCUGCAACACGAGCAUCCCUGACUACGUUCAGAGUGCUGAGGACUACAAGACUCUCCCCGUGGUGGUCCAAGCCGUUGGGAUCAUCUCAGAGGAGAAUUUCUUUUGCAUUUAUAAGCAAAUCUCCUUGGUGAGCCGGAUCAUACCCUGCGGCUCCCAGUGGGCACUCUGUAUCUACUAUAGGCACCACUAUGCGCCCGAGAAUGGGUGGAGCGAACUCCAGACCAACCGCAAGGUCGUGGGCCUUGUCACCAUUGCGGACUGCCUCUUGGCCAAGGCCUUCGAUAAGCUCCACAUGCAGAGGAGCUGUAUGGCACCACGCUUAAUGACUCUCAGCUCUUUGUCUUUGUGCUGCAUGGGGAGGUAGCCGAGCAGACACGCACCGACGUGGCGUUCAAUCUACAAGGACUGCAGUGUGGUGAAGAGGAUCGAGGGCUUCACUGAGUCACUCUUCAUCUCGCUCAAGUCUAAGUGGCUGGAUGGGGCCCCUGACAACUCUGGGGACAAGAUCCCGCUCCUCUGCAUCCUGUUUGAGAAGGAGGACUUCAUGGGACUGGACACAGACUGAAGUAACAAAGAAACAAGACAGAAAAAGCAGAGGAUGAUUUCUGUUCUUCCUCUCGGCUUGCAGGUGCCCUCACCUCCAGUGGCAUCCAUCCAGACACCAGCACUGACACUGGCCGUGCUCAGAUCUGCCUCAGCCCUGAAGACACAACUGACAAAUAGAAGGGGGCCAUGCCCUGUUACAGCAGGUGCUCUCACUUUGUGGGUCCUUAUGUUACUGGGCAUUGUUAUUCAGGAUCGCCCAUUCUACAUUGUUUGAAGCUGCUGCGGUGUCUCCUAGUUAUUUGUUUCUGUAAGUACUCAUGUAUUUUCUCCAAUGCA